CGCGCGGCGGGGAGCGGGGCCUGCGGCGGGCGGGGCGCGGAGCGGGGCCGGGGCCGGGGCCGGGGCCGGGCGGGCGGCGGGCGCCAUGCCGGAGCUGGCGGUGGACCGGGUGGUCGUGCACCCGCUGGUGCUGCUCAGCGUCGUCGAUCACUUCAACAGGAUAGGAAAAGUUGGAAACCAGAAGCGAGUCGUCGGUGUGCUGCUGGGCUCGUGGCAGAAAAAAAUCCUGGAUGUGUCCAACAGUUUCGCAGUUCCUUUUGAUGAGGACGACAAGGAUGACACUGUGUGGUUUCUAGACCAUGAUUAUCUGGAGAACAUGUAUGGAAUGUUUAAGAAGGUCAACGCUAGAGAAAGAAUAGUUGGUUGGUACCACACAGGCCCUAAACUACACAAGAAUGACAUUGCCAUCAAUGAACUGAUGAAAAGAUACUGUCCUAACUCUGUGUUGGUGAUUAUUGAUGUGAAACCUAAGGACUUGGGGCUGCCCACAGAAGCUUAUAUUUCAGUUGAAGAAGUUCACGAUGAUGGCACUCCAACCUCCAAGACGUUUGAGCACGUGACUAGUGAGAUCGGAGCGGAGGAGGCAGAGGAAGUUGGUGUCGAACACUUGUUACGAGAUAUCAAGGAUACAACGGUGGGCACCCUGUCCCAGCGGAUCACGAAUCAGGUCCAUGGCUUGAAGGGACUGAACUCCAAGCUUCUGGACAUCAGGAGCUACUUAGAGAAAGUAGCCAUGGGCAAGCUACCCAUCAAUCACCAGAUCAUUUACCAUCUUCAGGAUGUCUUCAACCUGCUACCAGAUGUCAACCUGCAAGAGUUUGUCAAGGCCUUUUAUCUGAAGACCAAUGACCAGAUGGUGGUCGUUUACCUGGCUUCUCUUAUUCGUUCUGUGGUUGCCCUGCACAACCUCAUUAACAACAAGAUUGCCAACAGGGAUGCAGAGAAGAAAGAAGGACAGGAAAAAGAAGAAAGUAAAAAAGAGAGGAAAGAUGAGAAGGAGAAAGACAAGGAGAAGAGUGAUGUCAAGAAAGAGGAGAAAAAAGACAAAAAGUAAAAUGUGUAGUUUUUUUAUUUGUAAAUUAAAAAUCUUGUAAACUAAA
Cygnus atratus (black swan) is the source of this 1100-nucleotide messenger RNA. It is a transcript of the gene PSMD7, whose product is annotated as proteasome 26S subunit, non-ATPase 7. Lineage: Eukaryota; Metazoa; Chordata; Aves; Anseriformes; Anatidae. Gene Ontology annotation, cellular component: proteasome complex; proteasome regulatory particle. The coding region runs from base 86 to 1054 and encodes 322 amino acids. Gene Ontology annotation, biological process: proteasome-mediated ubiquitin-dependent protein catabolic process. The transcript is spliced from 7 exons. Gene Ontology annotation, molecular function: metallopeptidase activity; protein binding. The record is from RefSeq and is a predicted model, not a curated record.